UGGAAUACGAUCUAGAGAACACAGCCAAUUAACACUCUGAUCACCGAAUAAAGCACAGCAGAAUAAUAAUAGCCCGGCGAGCUGCUCACGGCGAUGACAUCGGCUCGCACGGGCCAACCCACCCACCGAAUUAUCCAGCCGUCGCCCAGCCGUCCGUCACUCUCGCUCUCUUUCCGUCACCGUCUCCCAAUAUCCCCGUCCAGCAACCUCCUCCUCCCCCUCCUCUUCUUCCUCCUCAACUCAUCUUCGCUAGAGCAUCAUCGCCCGGCGCGUGCCUGUCUGUAUAUUCAAUUCAUCCCGACACUCAUUUCUCCUUGUCCAGCCUCUCCUUUAACACCAACCCAAUACCUAAUUCCUCAUCGUCGAUAAUCCCACCCUUGAACGUCUCCUGCGCCUCACCCCGCCCAGCAACUCGGUGAAAUCAACACAAAUGGGUAUCUGCUCCUCGUGCCUCGGGCGCGGUCGUCGCGAUAAUCACGAUCCCACACAGUCCGAAUCCUCCCGCCUCCUCGAAGACGACAUCUACCAGCCAGGCUACGGCUACGGCGCCCUAAAUCAAACCGCGCAAGGCAGUCUCCCCGACCCAGGAUACCUGAAGCGCGAGCGUGAAGCUCUCGAAGCGAUCUGCCAACGAACUUCCGACUCCGUCAUCGACAUCUGGUCCCUCCAACCCCAACCGCACCUCCAACCCCACGCCACCCUCCCCAGCGCCGUCCCCCCCUCCGCCUCCGAUUCCGAUGUCCCCGUACAAGUCACCACGACCGCGUCCACGCCCCCGCCCCGCCACCAGCACCGGAACCAGCACUCCCCCGCCGCGAAAGCAGGCGGCACGGUCCCCAAGCACUGGGGCGAGGUGGUCAUCAACACGCGCAAGAAUCGCUCGCGGCCUGGUUCCAGUGAAGAGCAGAAUGUCGCUGCCAAGCGGGAUGUUUUUGGCGUGUUGAAGGUUACGUGAUGGGAUGAUAGAUCUUUCUUGCGAUGAUCAUCUGGGGUGGCAGCGGUGGUGGUGGUGGUGGUGGUGAUGGUGAGAUUUGGCUGUGAUUUAUGUGGUGUGUUGGAUGAUGAUGGUUGGAUGAAGAACAACAUAACAGACGGGUAGACGGAUGGGCGGGCGCACGUUGAUAUUAUUGCCCAGUUCUCCGUACCCCCUACCUACCUUGCUUCUUCGCCUGUGCAGUUGCUUUUGCGUUUCGCCCUUUUUAAUACCCUUUCCUCUUCUUCUUUUCUUCCUUUCUUCUUCUCGCGCAUUCGAUGGGUCGCCGGCGACGAUUUUUACCUUUUUCAUCGGAUGCUUGGUUCUUUUCUUUUUUUUGAGAGAGAGACAGAGAGAUAAUAUUGUCCUUUCCCUUCUUUUUUUUUUUUUACAAAUACC
Molecule: messenger RNA, 1372 nt
Organism: Aspergillus heteromorphus CBS 117.55
Lineage: Eukaryota; Fungi; Ascomycota; Eurotiomycetes; Eurotiales; Aspergillaceae
Product: LAMTOR1/MEH1 family protein
Exons: 3
Coding region: 431-955 (174 amino acids)
Biological process (GO): lysosome organization; positive regulation of TOR signaling; regulation of receptor recycling
Cellular component (GO): membrane raft; late endosome membrane; Ragulator complex
Source: RefSeq, a predicted model, not a curated record